AUGUGGUGGAGGAACCGCCUCUCCCACGUCCUCCGGCCCCUCCGCCAGCCGGGGACACGCUUCGCACAACCAGCGGGGCGCCUCAACAGCACAAAGGCCCCGCCCCCGCCCCCGCCCCCGCCCCCGUCCUCGGCGGGAGCAGCGGCGGAGGAGGCGGCGGCGAGCAAGCGACAGUCCCGGGCAGACCGGAUCCUGUCGCGCCUGCCGCGCAGCAUGCAGGGCUACGCAGGCCGGCUCCGCAGCGCGCCGUUGUCACACGUCGUGGCCUUCCUCGUGCUGCACGAGAUCACGGCCGUGGUGCCGCUCCUCGGGCUCUUUGGCCUGUUCCACUACGGCGGCGCGUCGGCCGCGCCCAUGGGGUACAUGAUGGAGCACUACGGGGACUACGUGCGGGACGGGACGGCGAGGUUUGAGCGGUACUUUACUAGGAAGAAGUGGUUUGGUUUCGGGCAAGAAGACAGUGACCAGGCCGCCACGGGGGUCGAGGCGGCUGGGGCGGCCGGGGCGGCUGGGGCUGAUGGCAGUGAUGCUGUCAUGCGCCGGUGGGAGGGCUCGGAUGGAAAGUACAGGAUCGUGGUGGAGGUCGCGCUGGCGUAUGCCAUCACCAAGGUGUUGUUGCCCGCGCGGAUCGUGUUCAGCCUGUGGGCGACCCCUUGGUUUGCUGGUUUGAUGGGCCGGGUGCGACGAGUCCUGCCCCUGGGCAAGAGGCGGCAGUAA
Messenger RNA from Diaporthe batatas, 717 nucleotides. RefSeq lists its product as uncharacterized. Gene Ontology annotation, cellular component: mitochondrion. Bases 1 to 717 code for a protein of 238 amino acids. The record is from RefSeq and is a predicted model, not a curated record. NCBI's taxonomy places the organism in Eukaryota, Fungi, Ascomycota, Sordariomycetes, Diaporthales, Diaporthaceae. The transcript has a single exon.